Molecule: messenger RNA, 5182 nt
Organism: Myripristis murdjan (pinecone soldierfish)
Lineage: Eukaryota; Metazoa; Chordata; Actinopteri; Holocentriformes; Holocentridae
Gene: clcn3
Product: chloride channel 3
Exons: 14
Coding region: 448-2892 (814 amino acids)
Biological process (GO): chloride transport; transmembrane transport
Cellular component (GO): early endosome; Golgi apparatus; synaptic vesicle
Molecular function (GO): voltage-gated chloride channel activity; chloride:proton antiporter activity
Source: RefSeq, a predicted model, not a curated record
AUCGCUUCAGGAAAUCUGUGCAUGAUGUCCUUCCUUGAAGCCGUUGCUCUCUCUAAAUGUAGGCUGCAUAGUCCGCCGUCACUGCUUCUCUGUGUCACUGGAGCUAUUUUUGUUUGGCAGUGAGGGGUGGGCUCGUAGGAGACCUUGUGGAGCCCUGUGCCGGGCUAAGGGGGCUCGCCGGCUUUGUACCCCAAUGGAGUUUUGUGUUUUUCAGCUUUUAACUCAGAGGAAGGAACGAAACAGAGAGGACGCUUUGGAAAGUUUUGGUCCUUUGAUUGGCCCCUUAAAUGGGAAUUGAAUCUACACUGCAUUCCUUUAAUUCACUGAAUGACAGUGACUGUGCGUCUUUUUUCCUGUUUGGAAGCGCUGUGGUGUGGUUGUGCUGCUUGAACGGCCUGAUGAGGACUUCAGGCGACAGGAGCUCUGCUGAAAGGCUCUAACUACGCCAUGUCUAACGGGGGCGGGGUCGCCAGCAGCUCCACCCACCUGCUGGACUUCCUAGAGGAGCCCAUCCCGGGUGUGGGGACCUACGACGACUUCCACACCAUCGACUGGGUCCGCGAGAAGUGCAAGGACCGCGAGAGGCACCGCAAGAUUAACAGUAAGAAAAAGGAGUCGGCAUGGGAGUUCACAAAGAGUCUGUACGACGCCUGGUCUGGGUGGCUGGUGGUUACACUCACAGGCUUGGCCUCAGGUGCUUUGGCUGGCCUGAUUGACAUUGCUGCUGACUGGAUGAACGACCUGAAGGAGGGUGUGUGUCUCAGCGCCAUGUGGUUCAACCACGAGCAGUGCUGCUGGACGUCCAAUGAGACCACCUUCGCUGAGCGGGACAAGUGCCCCCAGUGGAAGAGCUGGGCGGAGCUAAUACUGGGGCAGGCCGAGGGCCCGGGCUCCUACAUCAUGAACUACUUCAUGUACAUCUACUGGGCCCUGUCCUUUGCCUUCCUGGCGGUGUGUCUGGUCAAGGUGUUCGCUCCCUACGCCUGCGGCUCGGGGAUCCCUGAGAUCAAGACCAUCCUGAGCGGGUUCAUCAUCCGGGGCUACCUGGGCAAGUGGACCCUGAUGAUCAAGACCAUCACUCUGGUGCUGGCUGUGGCGUCCGGCCUCAGCCUGGGGAAAGAGGGCCCUCUGGUCCACGUGGCCUGCUGCUGCGGGAACAUCUUCUCCUACCUCUUCCCCAAGUACAGCAAGAACGAGGCAAAGAAGCGAGAGGUUCUCUCUGCUGCAUCAGCGGCUGGCGUGUCCGUGGCGUUUGGAGCCCCGAUAGGAGGAGUGCUCUUCAGCCUGGAGGAGGUGAGCUACUACUUCCCUCUGAAGACCCUGUGGCGCUCCUUCUUCGCCGCCCUGGUGGCAGCCUUCGUCCUGCGCUCCAUCAACCCGUUCGGUAACAGCCGCCUGGUGCUCUUCUAUGUGGAGUAUCACACACCUUGGUACCUCUUCGAGCUCAUCCCCUUCAUCCUGCUGGGCGUUUUCGGGGGUCUCUGGGGAGCCUUCUUCAUCCGAGCCAACAUCGCAUGGUGCCGGAGGCGCAAGUCCACCCGCUUUGGCAAGUACCCUGUUUUGGAGGUGAUCCUGGUGGCGGCCAUCACGGCGGUGGUUGCCUUCCCCAACCCGUACACGCGGCAGAACACCAGCGAGCUGAUCAAGGAGCUGUUCACCGACUGCGGCCCGCUGGAGUCGUCCCAGCUCUGCCAGUACCGCAGCCAGAUGAACGGGAGUAAAGCCUUCACCGAGACCCCCAACCGGCCGGCGGGGCCCGGGGUCUACGCCGCCAUGUGGCAGCUCUGCCUGGCGCUCAUCUUCAAGAUUAUCAUGACCAUAUUCACCUUCGGUCUCAAGGUCCCGUCGGGCUUGUUCAUCCCCAGCAUGGCCAUCGGGGCGAUCGCAGGGCGUAUUGUCGGCAUCGCCGUGGAGCAGCUGGCCUACUACCACCACGACUGGUUCCUCUUCAAGGAGUGGUGCGAGGUGGGAGCUGACUGCAUCACCCCGGGGCUCUACGCCAUGGUGGGCGCCGCCGCAUGUCUGGGCGGCGUCACCCGCAUGACGGUCUCCCUGGUCGUCAUUGUGUUCGAGCUGACCGGCGGGUUGGAGUACAUCGUCCCGCUCAUGGCCGCCGUCAUGACCAGCAAGUGGGUGGGCGACGCCUUCGGCCGCGAGGGAAUCUACGAGGCCCACAUCCGCCUCAACGGUUACCCCUUCCUGGACGCCAAGGAGGAGUUCACACACACCACGCUGGCCAGGGAGGUGAUGAGGCCGCGUCGCAGCGACCCGCCGCUCGCCGUGCUGACUCAGGACGACCUGACGGUGGAGGAGCUGCAGGGCAUCAUCAACGAGACCAGCUACAACGGUUUCCCUGUGAUCGUGUCCAAGGAGUCCCAGAGGCUGGUGGGCUUUGCUCUGCGCAGGGACAUCACUAUCGCUAUAGAGAACGCCCGUCGUAAACAGGAGGGCAUCAUGCUGAACUCCCGGGUGUACUUCACCCAGCACGCUCCCACCCUGCCGGCCGACAGCCCCCGGCCCCUCAAGCUGCGCUCCAUCCUGGACAUGAGCCCCUUCACCGUCACGGACCACACGCCCAUGGAGAUCGUGGUUGACAUUUUUAGGAAGCUGGGGCUGCGCCAGUGCCUGGUCACUCACAACGGGAUUGUGUUGGGCAUCAUCACUAAGAAGAAUAUAUUAGAGCAUCUGGAAGAGCUCAAGCAGCACUCGGAGCCCCUGGCGGCUCCUUGGUAUUAUCACAAAAAAAGAUAUCCUUCGUCACAUGGCUCAAAUGGCAAACCAAGAUCCCGAGUCCAUCAUGUUCAACUAGUCCGCUCCUUCCAGGACGGCCGGGCGGGGGGAGACGACAGCGACGAGGAGGCGGUGCACCUCCUGGACGGAUCCAACCUCUGACAUUCAGACCCCUCCACCUCCCGCUCCCCUUCUCUCACCUCUGUAGACCCCUCCACCUCGCCUACCAAACACUAAGCUGACUGACUGCGGCCCCCUCCAGAGACUCAGAGAGUAGAGGAGCGCCCCCUACUGGCCGGGAGAGGCAAACAGACAAUGACGAGAGACUCCGUUACCAAUCGUUUGGCUGCUGAGGAGACGAGGAGGUCACGGGCGGACGUUCACACACGCAAGGAAUGCACUUUUUCCGCACACACACUCGUACACACUCACACUUUUUGCACUCACAUACAUACAGUCACAUACAAGCAUGCGUUCUCUUUUGCAGGCACACACACACACACACACCGACACACACACACACUCACACACCUAGCCAGGAACAAAACAAAUGGAAAUGAAUCUCCCUUCCUUGUAAAGACACACACGUUUGCACUCUUCAUGCGCCUCACCCUUGUCCUGUUCUCCGCUGGGUUGCAGUGGACAUUCGCCUGGCUGGGGGGGGUCAAAGGUCAGAAUGAUCCGCCGGGACGCGAGGAGGGACCUUGAGACUCCCACGAGUCGACGCCAGGCUCCCGGUUCUGUUUAAAACCCACCUUUCCUUACCCGCACGCCGCAGGCACACGCAACCCGUCCAUCCUUCAUGAAAGCAUUGUUUACCUGUGAAAUUUGUGUGUGUGCAUGUAUGCGUGUAAGUGUGUGUGUGAGUGCCUGUUUGUGUGUGUGUGUGUGUGUGUGUGUGUGUGUAUCCCUAGCGCCUCUACAUUCCAGCCAGGUUACCAUGGGAACUCGGAGGACAAGCGCCCGCCCGCCUCCCCGAACAUGGCAGCAUUUCAUGACCACGUCAUGGCAGACGGCUGCUCCCUAGGUGCAAGUCAGUCCAAACGAAAUGGCUUUAAUGAAUGCGUGUGUGUGUGUGUGUGUGUGUGUGUGUGUGUGUGUGUGUGUGUGUGUGUGUGUGUGUGUGUGUGUGAGUGUAAGAGAGAGAGAAAAAGAUACAAAGGGAGAGAGAUAGAUGGGUACUGUAUCUCAAGAACAAAAGUGUUCCCCCUCAGAAGGAAAAAAUUGUGAAUAAGACCUUUGUGAGUGUGUGAGUGUGUUCAUUUCUGAGCCAAGUACGCCUGUGUGUGUGAGAGUGUGUGUGUGUGAGAGAGUGUGUAUGUAUGUCAGAUGAGAGCAGGCACCUAGUCGCCUCCCCUCCGUUCACAUGAAGGUGGGUGGAGUGUGUAAAGAAAACAAAAAAAAAAAAAAAGGAAAAACCGUCAAGGUUGAGUUCUUCUGUGUACUCUGUUACAGGAAAAUAAAAAGAAAACUUCUUUUUUCUUCUCAAACUAUUACUAUUGCUACUACUUUUAGAUUAUUGAUCUUGCUAUAAUCGAGUAACUUUUUACAGCUUGAAACAAAACAAGACUGGAAAUCUGCACUGUUUUAAGUGAGUCGGUGGAAGCUGCUGAGGAGGAGGAGGAGAGACGUGAUGAUGAUGAUACUGCACAGACUGUGUGUUUGGACAUUUUACUUUUUUCUUGUUUUGUUUUUUUUUUUUCUCUUUGCUGAAGCUGUGGCCAGAUCUGUGGGAAAUGUGUCCUGUGUUUUCAACCAACAACUGUCAUCCUCCCUCACUUUCUCAGAGGAGUCGUCCUCCCUCUAAGCCCCGACCGACGUUGUUAACCACCUUUUAAAAAUUUACUUAACCGCGUUCGAGCACUCCAUUCGUCUUUGAAAGCAUGAACCUAAUGAACAUUCAAAAAUGGAUUUCAGACACAAAACUCAAUUUUUCCAGUUGAUUUAGGAGCAAAGAGACUGAAAACCAAAAUAUUACGAAAUGGAAACAAGUUGUGCUCAGAGGACCGACUCUGUCAUAACGUGACGACUGUGUCCUGGCUCAUGUCAGCUUUCAAAUUCAAACAACAACAAAAUAUGUAAAACAAAUAAUAUAUUUUUUUAAAAAACGCAGGGAAAGUGACACAAUUGACUGAAUGACACUUGAAUGAAAAAUCAAAAAUAAACAAUCAAAUAAUGUUUCUGACAGUGACACACACUCACAAAAAUGCCAAAUUUCUCAAACAGUCAAAUAUCAGCAGUAAAAAAAAUACUCUUUAGAUGGAUUUGAUAUUGGUUUUUAAACCCAAUAUUGGUCUGCAGGAAUAUUGAUCCAUCUCAAAAAAUCAGAAACCAACACCACUGUUUACUUUGAUGGUUCUGUUUUGUUUUGUUUUUUUAGCCUUGAAACUGAACAUAAUAUGAACAAAAUGGAAGAUAAAUGAUAAAUCUUGUGAAUAAGUAUUGUUUUGUU